Messenger RNA from Chlamydomonas reinhardtii, 2297 nucleotides. RefSeq lists its product as uncharacterized. Gene Ontology annotation, molecular function: catalytic activity. The transcript is spliced from 8 exons. The coding region runs from base 283 to 1323 and encodes 346 amino acids. The record is from RefSeq and is a predicted model, not a curated record. Lineage: Eukaryota; Viridiplantae; Chlorophyta; Chlorophyceae; Chlamydomonadales; Chlamydomonadaceae.
CCCAAUCUUGCACACUUGAUGUCCGAGUCCUCAAAUUGUCCAGAGGAGCAGCUCGAGGCCCCGAUUGGCUGACGUCAGCAUGCAGGAAACCGGUCUGCAUCCAGGUUCCCCUCCUCCAAUUAUAACUCUGCGCAUGAGAGCUUCAUAGUGCAGCUAUAGUGUUGCGCGAUCAAAAGCUGAGAGACCUGAACUUGUUGCUGCACCUCCAACUCCGACGCACCGACUGCACGCGAAUUCACCAGUUUCGCAACUGAAUUUUGCUGUAAUAUAACAUACUUAAAGAUGAUCGCGUCUAGCCUACAGUCGAGCAACGCCAGCGCCCGCGGGGUCUCCCGUCGGAGCGCAAAUGGCCGGCGUGUUGUCCGUGUGUCCGCUGCUGCUAAUGGAUCGAACGGCCACCGCACUACCUUCCACCGGAUGAUUGAGGAGAACGGCUGCCUGCUACUGCCCGGCGUUUAUGACGCAUUGUCGGCAAAGGCUGCCUACAAGAAGGGGAUCAAGGCUGGGUUCGUGAGCGGCUAUGCGGUGUCUGCCACCGUCAUCGGCGAGCCCGACCUGGGCCUGCUGACGCCCCCGGAGAUGGCCCGCAAGGCUGGCCAGAUCAGCGGCGCCGUGCCCACCCUGCACAUCAUUGCAGACGCCGACACCGGCGGCGGCAACGUGCUGAACGUGCAGCGCACCAUCCGGCAGCUCAUCACUGCGGGCUGCAAGGGCUGCUUCCUGGAGGACCAGGCCUGGCCCAAGCGCAUGGGCCACAUGCGCAACAAGGAGGUCAUUGGCAUGGAGGAGUUCGCGGCCAAGAUCGCCGCCGCGCGCGAGGCCAUCGGCGAUCACGACUUCUUCCUGGUGGCUCGCACGGACGCGCGCGGCACCAGCGCCAAGUACGGCCUGGAGGAGGCCGUGAAGCGGGCCAACCUGUACGCGGACGCGGGCGCGGACGCCACCUUUGUGGAGGCGCCCCGCAGCACUGAGGAGCUGGCCGUCAUUGGGCGGGAGACCAAGGGCCUGCGCGUGUGCAACAUGCUGGAGGGCGGCGUGACCCCUCUGCACACGCCCGCCGAGCUCCAGGCGCUGGGCUUCCACAUGGCCGUCUACCCGCUGGCGGGGCUGUACGCCGCCACACGCGCCCUGCUGGACGUGUACGGCACCCUGGGGAUCAAGGGAACCACGCGCGACGACAUGUCGGGCCUGGCGCACUUUGAUGAGUUCAACGAGCUGAUCGGUCUGGAGGAGAAGAUCCGGACUGAGGAGCGGCUGUCCGUCCGCGACGCCUCGGACAAGCUGCACGUGCGCGUGCGCGCGCCCGUCAAGGAGCUGAACUAAACAGCUCGAGUCGACAGAGUGUCACGUUGGUAGCUGCGAGUUGCGCCAGCUGAUGGAAGGCUGCAGCUGAGUAUGAGAAGUGUGAGCUUGGGCUAAAGGAUGGAGCCGGCUAAUUUGGAGAGCUGUUGUUUGAGGGAGCACUUGGGAGGUACCAUGGCGCAACACACGACCGGGUUGCGGCCAUCAUGGAAGAGUUGGUGUUGGUGUUGGGGGGGCGCUUGGCAGGCAGGGCUGCGACGAGGCAGGUGGCGCUUGGUAGCGGCGUCAGGGGCCCUCUGGGCGGCCGCUCAGCGGUGUUGCGCUGCUGGGGUGAGCGCCGACGUUGAGACCCCCGGGUCGAUGUGUGCGCCAGUGAUGUGACAGGCGCAAGGCGGAGAGGCUCGCGAGCCGCGUUGAGCCGCGUUUGGCAGUGCAUGCAGUUUUAGGUGAGUUGCUGCUGCUGCAUUAGGGCCUCAGACUGGUGCGACUGGGUGGCGUUGCUCACUGUUUUGCCGGCCGGGCAGGCGGGGCAGGAGGCAUGAGACUGCGAGGAGCAAGAGAAGAACACCGUGCACACAUUGUUUCUUGUCUGUACUUUGAUGGGAUGAGAGAAAGCGGUACGCGUGUUCAUGUGCGUGUGUGUGUUGACAUGAAAGCUCGAAGCACCUACAGCUUCAGAAUUCAGAGGCCGCGUUUACAUGCUUGCUAGGAGGGAGGAGCGGAGGCAACGCAGCGUGGUAUGUUUGCCAUGCAAUGCCUGUGAGCCCACUGUUCAUGUAUUUGUGUUGCAACAGUAUGAGGACGUGUGCGACCUGCGUCUGAAUGCUGGCGCUUACAAACACCAGCACACGGACACCAGCACACGGAUCAACAAAAUGUGCGGCGUAUGAGUGAGUGCUUUGGAUUGAUGGGGCGUAGCUCUCGAUAUUCCAAGACCGUCGCAACAGCCAGCGUCAGUGGGGCAUGGGACAUGCACCAAUCCACGCAAGUCUGUC